Molecule: messenger RNA, 4170 nt
Organism: Pseudophryne corroboree (corroboree frog)
Lineage: Eukaryota; Metazoa; Chordata; Amphibia; Anura; Myobatrachidae
Gene: NTNG1
Product: netrin G1
Exons: 10
Coding region: 1350-2966 (538 amino acids)
Biological process (GO): tissue development; animal organ morphogenesis; substrate adhesion-dependent cell spreading
Cellular component (GO): basement membrane
Source: RefSeq, a predicted model, not a curated record
UAUAAGGUUUGCAAUCUCUUGUUUGCUGGCAUUUGGAAAUCUUCUCUCCAAACAGCAAGACACCUCUUUCCUCCUUCUUCUGUGUGCCAGCUGCACCCCCCAACUCUGUCCUGCUCCUCUCCUGCUGCUGUGCAUGCUCAGGGUAAGCCUCUCCCACCCCACCCUGAGAAUAGAGAUCCCUGGCACAUCUUAUUGAAGCAUGUGUCUCCUUUCUUACACCUCAGAGCUAUGUGUUUUGCAGUAACUUGGAGGGACAGACUGGUCACUACAAGGACAGCGAGGUCCCCACCCAUCAUGCCAAUGCUAAUUGAGAGUGAUUGAUGCUGCCUCUCAAUCCCUCUCAACAAAUCUCCUUUCUAAAUACCAUGAGAAUAGUGGCUGCUGUGCAUUUCAGCACUCUGGACCAACAGCAUCUCCUGACACUGCACAUCUGGAGGCCGAGAGUGGAGGGACCUCGCAGAACAUCUGGCAACCACUUCCAGGAUAGCAACUCCUGAUUGUACCUGUGAUGCUUUUGUUUUGUUCAUUACUUGUUUAUUUACAGGAUCUACAAGGAUAAUAUGCACUUUAUUUCCCAGAAACUCCUCGCACAUACCAAGAACACAGGGGGUCCCUGCUCCAUCUGAAGAGCUUCGGAUUUGGUUAAUGACAUGGAUGAUCGGAGGUGAUGAUCUGCUCUGCUCCUGAACUCUUUGGUGCAGCUUCCAGAUAGAACAGGGGCUCAUUCUCCUAAAAAGAGAACCUGGAUAAAACACUUCUGUUGGCUAAUGAGCGCCUAUAAAAGGAUUAUAACUCCUCACACAGGGACUUCUCUUUAAUUAGGACACAGAAAGCCUUCCUUCUGUGGAAAAACCAAAGGUAGAGGAAGAUUGAUUCAUAUCAAGCACUAAGCUAAUCUCAUCUCAACAACAGUCCCAACCUUGGAACAAAGGAUGCACUUUGGUUUAUCAUCUCUGCAAUAUAAAACUUCCUUUUUAGUCAAAUUCCUUUUUUUUUGAGAAUUAUCUCUGAACAUCGAGACUGUAAUAAGUCAACAUUUGUGAAAAAAUGUGUUAAACAUAUCAGAACCAAAUAGCAACUUUUGCAAUCUUUAAAGGAACUGCUGUCCAUGAACGUGAAAGCCCCACCUACUACCAGUGAAGAAAUUUGAACUUUCAUUUCAUGUACGCUGAUCUGACGAAAUUAGACCAAUGACCUUUAACCAUUAAAUAUUGAAAGUUGGACAAAGAAUGUUGGGUUUACAUCAAUAUCCUCGACAUUACUGUAGAAAUAUAUUUCCCAGCUUUGAGCUGUAAAAGUUAACGUCUUGGAAUUACUUCAUCAAGUGAGGUCCUAACAAGCAUCGCGAUAUGUACCUGUCCAUAGUGCUGAAUCUCCACACCUUGUGGGUGGCAGUCUCAAUAGCAAUGCAGCAUGGACACUAUGAUAUGUGUAAGACACAAACAAAAUCUGAUGAAGGCAUUGUGUGGGAGUAUAUGGCUUGCCAACCAGAAUCUAAAGACAUGACACCAUAUCUGAGGGUAAAGCUGGAUCCUCCAAACAGUACCUGUGGAGACCCACCAGAACCCUUCUGUGCAAUGGGGAAUCCGUACAUGUGCAACAAUGAAUGUGACGCCAGCACCAAGGAGCUUGCCCAUCCCCCUGAACUCAUGUUUGAUGCUGAAGGCAGAAAUCCCAGCACUUUUUGGCAGUCUAUGACUUGGAAGCACUAUCCAAGACCUCUACAGAUCAACAUCACAUUGUCCUGGGGAAAGACCAUUGAGCUCACCCAAAAUAUUGCCAUCACCUUCGAGUCUGGGCGACCUGAGAAGAUGAUUCUGGAGAAAUCUCUGGAUUAUGGCCAAACGUGGCAACCAUAUCAGUUUUAUGCUGCUGACUGCCUGGACGCCUUUAGGAUGGAGCCGAAAUCAGUGAAAGACUUGACUGCAAGUACCGUCCUAGACAUCAUAUGUACAGAGGAGUAUUCCACAGGAUAUGCAGCACAUGCCAAAACCAUAUCUUUUGAGAUCAAAGAUCGUUUUGCAAUAUUUGCUGGACCACGGUUGCAUAAUAUGGCUUCGCUAUACAGCCAACUGGACACCACAAAAAAUCUGCGGGAUUUCUUCACCGUGACGGAUUUAAGGAUUAGACUUCUUAAACCAGCCACUGGGGCCACUUUUGUUGAUGAAAGAAAUCUCGGGAGAUAUUUCUAUGCGAUAUCAGACAUCAAGAUCCAUGGCAGGUGUAAGUGUAACUUACAUGCCAACAGCUGUACCUUCAUAAAAAACCAACUAACCUGUGACUGUGAACACAACACUACCGGACAGGACUGCGACCAGUGUAAGAAGAACUAUCGAGGACAGGCUUGGAGUCCUGGCUCUUACCUCACCAUUCCCAAGGGAACUGCCAAUAUAUGUGUAUCCAACAUGCCCAGCACUGUACAGGACAAAAAACGGAAGCAAACCAUCACCGCAGCGCCUCCAAACUUUGAUAGGAUAAAGACGAAUGCUUCUUUCCUAGACGUUGCAAACAGAAAGCAAGUUUUUCCCAAAAUAGCCCACUCUACUGUGCCACCUGCUCGAGUUUCGAGUCACAAGAGAGAUUGCUAUUGCUACGGGCACUCCAGUCGCUGCACUUACAUCGAGGUUGUAAACACGGCGGUCUGCGUGGGCUGCAGACACAACACUCGUGGUCAGCAGUGUGAGAAGUGCAAGAGAGGUUUCCACAGAAAUGGGUCUGCAAAACUGGAUGAUGUAAAUGUAUGCAUAGAGAAUGUCUGCGACAAUGAGUUGCAUCGUUGUCAAAAUGGGGGAGUUUGCCACAACAAUGUGAGGUGCCAGUGUCCUCAUGGUUACACAGGCAUAAUGUGUGAAAAACAGAAGUGUGCGGAAACUGGGGGUUGCUCAUCUAAAUCUGGACAAGAAUCUAUUUCCCAUAACAUCUAUCUGACCACGAUGAUAUUGGUAGCUCGACUCUGCACUUUAUAAAGAACAUGAAUAAUGUAACUGCAGUUUCCCAUAAAGGAUAAAUGGGAAAAAAUAAUAUAAAGGAUUAAAUAAAUUAUAAUAAAAUUGAGAGGGCCUGACUGUACUAAGCCAUAUGUAUCAAUUUGUGAAUGAGAGAUCCAUGACUGUUAUGAUUCUGGCUCACAAGAUGGCUGCCUCAAGAACUGCUGCCAUGGUAACAGAACCAGCUAUAAGGACCUUCAACAGAUAGAAGGCUUUAUCAACAUGGUCACUUCAAGCAGAACUGCUGCCAUGGUAAUUCCAGGUGUAAGGACCUUCAACCCAAAUGGAAGGCCCCAGCAAGAGAGCUUCCUCAAGCAGGACUGAUACCAUGGCAGGAUGAGAUGCAUUAUUUGUUUGCCCUUAAAAUUGCUCAAAGUGAAAAGGACAACAAGUAUUUGUUUGCCACUUCCACAGGGUUAUUGUACCUUUCUGCCCAGUGUGUGGACCAACCAAAUAGCGUCAUUCUUUGCUGCCAGUGCAUUAUGGGUAUAGGAAAGCGGCCAUAUUGGUCCCCUGAUACCCUUACACCUGUGCUUUUGUGAACGUCGCCCCGUAUACCCUUGUUGGUUGAAAGAUUUUAUUUGUCCAAUGUUAGUGGCGCACAUAUCUCCCUUCCUUGGCCCUAUACCCUUUAAGAGAGUACUUGUAUAUCAUAGAUACGCCAUGAUGAUAAAAAUAAGGCGUGUGAUAUCUAAUAUGAGAAAAGGCUAGAGAUUAAGCAAAAAUAAAAUGUAUUUAUCCUUUUGUAUUCAAAUGAAGUUAUUUUUCUUGAAAUAAUGUAAAAUGUAGAUUUUUUGUAUUAUUGCAAAUCCGUGUUUAACAGACAAUCUAUUAAGUGAAUUUCAUCAAAAUAUCAGAAAAUAUAUAUUUUUUUUUUAUUAUUAUUAUUAUAAUAAUAAUUUUCAUUACUUUUUAAAUUCUAUAUAAUUUACAUUAUAUUGUAUUACUCAUUUUAACCCUUUGACGGCUAAAGGGGCUUAAUGUUCCCUGGGUCUCCUACGGCCGUAAAUGGGUAAAUUGCUCAGAAAAUCUUCCUUAGGGAGCGUGUGCUGGUGUAAUGGAAAGCCACAAGUUUACAUAUACAAGACGUGUAAUAAUGUUCCACCAAAGGAAAUUAUAAAUGUUUUCUUGUUGUUUUAAAACACUGGAGGAUUUCAAAGGAAUAAAACAUAUCUGAAAACGA